Molecule: messenger RNA, 3391 nt
Organism: Clupea harengus (Atlantic herring)
Lineage: Eukaryota; Metazoa; Chordata; Actinopteri; Clupeiformes; Clupeidae
Gene: tardbpa
Product: TAR DNA binding protein a
Biological process (GO): regulation of gene expression
Cellular component (GO): nucleoplasm; chromatin
Molecular function (GO): RNA binding
Source: RefSeq, a predicted model, not a curated record
GACACAAGGGUGGCCAUUUUGUUAGAAGUUUUGGGGCAGUGAAUCGACAAGCCACAUUCGCUGUUAUUCUUUGAAUGCAGCAAGCCCGCUGAAAAUUUCGUGCAACCUUCGUAUCAGACCUGCGUUCUACAUUGACUUUAAUUUGCGCAGCUGCUCCUACAAAGAACUGUAUAUUAUCCGGUUCCGCAGGCUGGUGAAGAGCGCGAAAUAUAUCCAGCCAUUCAUUUCGAAAGCAUGGUCAUUGUUAGCCACCUAGCUUGACGGCUUAACGUUAUGCCUCUGAUGGCCGCCGGUGGUAGAAUUUUGUGAAGAAUUUGUGUAACGCACGCGCUGCAACCGGAUAUCCAGUCCGCGCAAACGCAACCAGAAAAGUGUUUAUUUAAAGAGGAAUCGCGCCUGCUACGGAGUGUAAUUUCUUUGCACGAUUUAUCAUUUGUUGUGCGUCUUAAAUUAGCAAGCUAGCCAGUUAGCUACCAGCUAACCUCGCGUAAUUUAGUGUUGAGGACCGAGAGGCAGGCCAACCCGUAAGGUUAAGGAAAGCGGGUUUUAAGUUGUUAGCUAGCUAUCAGUCGUCUGUUUUCAAAAUGAGUGAGUGUUAUAUUCGCGUCGCUGAGGAUGAAAAUGAGGAGCCAAUGGAGAUCCCAUCUGAAGACGAUGGCACCGUUUUGUUGUCGUCGGUGGCUGCACAGUUCCCUGGAGCCUGCGGCCUUCGAUACAGGAAUCCUGUUUCUCAGUGCAUGAGAGGGGUCCGCUUGGCUGAAGGAGUACUGCACGCACCCGAUGCUGACUGGGGCAACCUAAUUUAUGUCGUCAAUUACCCCAAAGAUAACAAGAGGAAGAUGGAUGAGAUGGAUGCGGCUUCUGCUGUGAAGAUAAAGAGGGGCAUCCAGAAAACAUCUGACCUAAUUGUUCUCGGCCUGCCAUGGAAAACAUCAGAACAAGACCUGAAGGAUUAUUUCGCCACAUUUGGAGAGGUUAUCAUGGUUCAGGUCAAACGAGAUCUUAAAACCGGCAACUCCAAAGGGUUUGGCUUUGUAAGAUUCACAGAGUAUGAAACCCAGGUGAAAGUGAUGUCCCAGCGGCACAUGAUUGAUGGAAGAUGGUGUGACUGCAAAUUGCCCAACUCUAAGGCUGGCCCAGAUGAGCCCAUGCGAUGCAGAAAGGUGUUUGUUGGCCGCUGCACAGAGGACAUGACUGUUGAUGACCUAAGACAGUUCUUCAUCCAGUAUGGCGAAGUCACCGAUGUUUUCAUUCCCAAACCCUUCCGGGCCUUUGCCUUUGUCACAUUUGCUGAUGACGCGGUUGCUGCGUCCCUGUGCGGUGAAGACUUGAUCAUCAAGGGGACCAGCGUCCACAUCUCCAACGCUGAGCCAAAGCACAGUAAUAGUAGGCAACUGAUGGAUCGUGGGGGUCGUUUGGGGGCUGGGUUUGGGGGUCAGGGCUUUGGCAAUCGCAGUCCUAACAGCGGCGGGGUCAAUUUCGGGGCGCUUAGCCUCAACCCGGCCAUGAUGGCGGCAGCGCAGGCAGCGCUCCAGAGCAGCUGGGGCAUGAUGGGCAUGCUGGCUAACCAGCAGGGCCAGACACCUGCCACCGGUGCUAAUGCCACAGGCCCGGCCACAGGUAGCCGCGAGCAGGGCCAGGCCUAUAGCGGUAGCAACAAUAACUACAGCACCCCGAGCUCAGCUAGCCUGGGGUGGGGCACAGGCACCAAUUCGGCCUCUGGCAGCGGGUUUAACUCUAGCUUCGGGUCUAGCAUGGAGACUAAGUCAAGUUGGGGGAUGUAGAGAGGGUUGGUUUUGUUUGAUUUGAGGGUUUUUUUUCUGAGAGUAUCCUAAUUUUUAGAUUUCAUGGUACACGGUAGGUACAUUUGAGAGGCAGAGACAGAAAGAGAGACAGAAAGAGAGAGAGAAAGAAAGAAAGAAAGAAAGAGAGAAAGAAAGAGAGAGAGAGAGAGAGAGAGAGCUAUUUGUAGUCAGAUGUUAUGUCCUUCAUGUUUCGAAAAGAUACCUUGCAUUUUUGUACAAGAAAGCAAAAUGUUGGUAUUCUUGUUAACUAAUUCCCUAUAAGAGUUAUUCAGAGUGGUUACAAAAUUGUGGCGUGGUUAAAUGUAUUUAGAUACAUUGAUUUUUCCUUUGUCUGAUUACAUUAAGUUAUUUUGCUAUGUACACCACAUGAUUUCUGACAAAGUAUUCUGAAUCACAUACAGAUCAAUUAAAUUCUUAUUCAAGUUUGCCCUUCCAACCAAGUACAUGCUUUAGACAGUGUAAUGUAAACAUUAUAAACUGACGUUUGUUCAGUUCAUUAUGAAUCUGAUUUGAGUUCUAUUGUGUGCAGUUGUUUUUGCAUUUUCGUUUGUUUGAAGCUUUUUUUAAGGUCAAGCCUUCACAAAUCUCUUCUGCAGUUCAUCAACUCUUUUCCAAUUUCCCGGGAAGAAGCCCAUCGUUGGCCGCAAUGUUCGAGCGAGCUCAGUAUCAGUACCCCUCUUCCCAUGUGUAAAUGCUAUGCCAUCAAAGAACACAGCUUCACUCUGCAUUUACUGUGGUAGACGGUGGGUGUUGCCUUUUUUUCUCCCCUUUUCAAUGGAUGCUUAAGUCAAAAAAAAAAGGAUAAAGUCUUGUCAAAACAAACUUUUUUUCUGCUGAGAACAAUGAGUGAGAUGAUGGUGGUGGAUUGUUGGUUGACGAAGAGUGAGAGGCUGGGUAUGAACGAACGGACUGAGAGAGAGAGAGCGAGAGAGAGAGAACAAGUGAACGCAAGUGUGAAAAGAACUGGGAGGCUGUGAGAAGAUACUGUGUUUGAGCGAGUGUGAGCGGGAGCAGCAAGUACGAGUGCUUUUUCUCCUCCCCCCUUCUUCCAGGACCAGCUGAAGGACACUACAUUUUCAACUUUAAGAUUCCUGAUCUUUCAUCCAUCUUUUCUGUCUAUUAUCUCUUUAAAUGACAUAGGUUAAUGAAUAUGAGAGAAAAUAACAAAUGUAGUUGAUUGUUAAGCAUUCUCUCAAGUAUUUGUAUCCUUUCUGCCUAUAUAUACACAUAUAAUCCGAUGUGAAUGUUGUAGUGUGUGUGCUUAUAUUCUCCCUGUUAGUCACUUGUUAGUGUGAAUAUGUGAUGUGAUGCUGUUGUUUGUGAGAAGGGCUUGGGGGGAGGGGGGAUGUUUGGGGUGUGUGUUUGUAUGGGUGAACUUGAGCUCGAAUGUGGAGAGAGGUGUGACGAACGAGAGUAAUUUCAGCGUGCAUACAGUGGAUGGUGUGUGUUGGUGGUGGUGGUGGUGGUGGUGGCAGUUACGAGAAUCCCUAUUGAUAUUUGCUUUUGUUUAGUGUGGUUUUUUUUAUGCAUUUUAUAUGUUUUGUGAAAUCAAAGGGAACUCUCAAAUAAAAUUAAUUUGAAUAGGU